AUGGAAAUCCCCGCAAAACUCCCCUUCUCUAAGCGGCGGCUCCGACCGCGCAUUGUUAUCUCCUACAUCUUUGACUAUGUGAUCAUUAUCGCCUGUGCUAUCGCCUUUUCGAUUCUCAACACGAUCGAGCCCUUCCACCAACACUUCUCCCUCAACAACAUCUCCAUCCAAUAUCCUUAUGCCGUACAUGAACGUAUCCCCAUGGCCUACGCCCUCUGCAUCUCCGCUGCUUUCCCACUUGCCCUCAUUAUCCUUUACACUUUGUUCAUCGAUGGCUUGUUUUCGCACCAUAAGCCACAGAUUGCGGCGUCUGGAAAGCGGAAGCUGACGGGUCCAUAUCGGUGGAAGGACAGACUUUGGGAGCUCAAUUGUGGUAUUUUGGGCCUUCUGCUGGCUCAGGGACUCGCUUUCGUCAUUACACAGGCGCUGAAGACAGCAUGUGGCAAGCCGAGACCCGAUCUCAUCGAUCGCUGUCAACCGCGUGCUGGUAGCAAAGACCUUUUCCCAGGAUUGUCGAACUCAACAAUUUGUACAGGUGAUCCUAAGAUAUUGACAGAUGGAUUUCGGUCGUGGCCCUCCGGCCACAGUAGCUCCUCCUUCGCCGGUCUCGUUUACACAUCGCUCUGGUUAGGCGGGAAGUUGCACGUUAUGGACAAUCGUGGCGAGGCCUGGAAGGCCCUGCUCGUCAUGGUUCCUCUACUGGCAGCAAGCCUCGUGGCCGUAUCGCGUAUCAUGGAUGCGCGCCAUCACCCCUUCGACGUGAUUACAGGAUCGAUGCUUGGGGUCGUCUGCGGGUUUGUCGCAUAUCGCCAGUAUUUCCCACCGCUCACCGAACCCUGGCGCAAGGGCCGCGCAUACCCAAUCCGAACCUGGGGGACCGAACCUGUGGGACCUGAUUCCGUUCGAUUUAUCGACUCCAGAGGCGACAGCUCGACUGCUCUCCGCAACCACGAAGAAGAGCGCAUGGGCCCGCCAGAUAUCCCCAGCUCGGAACAUAUCAGAUCCGACGUCUCUACCUAUCGUCAACCCUCCAACCCAUAUACAUCCAAUAUGUACAAUCGCCGCCCGCACGACCAUGACGCCGAUGGCGGUGCUUGGUCGUCGAGCGAGGACGAUGUUACCAACGGGUAUGAGAUGCGACAUGGUCAUACUAUGGGACAAAAUCCCGGUGCCGGUCACCAUGCGCCUCAAUAUGACCCCAGUAAUGCGUAUGUGUCCCAGACACAGCCGCUGACGGCUGACCCGGGAAUAUAUGCUCCUGAGGCGAUGGCAGGUCCGGGACGUCCGUUGACGGACAUCCCCGGUCGGACCUUGUAA
Molecule: messenger RNA, 1317 nt
Organism: Penicillium vulpinum
Lineage: Eukaryota; Fungi; Ascomycota; Eurotiomycetes; Eurotiales; Aspergillaceae
Product: phosphatase PAP2 family protein
Exons: 5
Coding region: 1-1317 (438 amino acids)
Biological process (GO): phospholipid metabolic process
Molecular function (GO): phosphatidate phosphatase activity
Source: RefSeq, a predicted model, not a curated record